AUGAACACCACGAUCGAAUCCCUAACAGACCCCGCGGGCAGUCCGGCCCCCAGUGCCACGGGCUCGACAGGAACCUCCGGCAUCAAUGUGCGCAAUGGCCCUGCGGGCCAAGCGCUCAGCUUUAGAAGGCAACGUGCAUCACGCGCGUGUGAGGUCCGUUGCGAUGCCGCCAGUCUAGGUGUGCCCUGCACAAACUGUGUCGCCUUUUCCAUCGAAUGCAAGAUUCCCUCCCCCAAACGAAAGAAGAACUCCUCCAAAACCAAAGACGACGUUCGGUAUGACAGCCCACCCCACACAGCCUCCUCGCUAGUCGACGCGGCGGUCGCUCACUUUCGGCCCUCCAGUACUGAGGAUUCGACCGACAACGCACCAAAUGACCAUCAUGGACAAUCCCCAGAUUCGGAUCAAAAGGAUGAUACAUUCGGAUACCGCAAGAAUCGCAUGGCCUCCGAUGGCAUGCCCAUAACCGAUCUCUCGGAGGCGGAGGCAGCCCAGGAAGCUUCGGCCAACAACGCUUAUGCCCAAUUCAUGAAGCCCAAGUUUGCGCGGGCACCCAUCAAGGAAGCCGGACGCGUGGCAUACCUCGGGGAAUCAUCCAAUUUGUCACUACUGGUUCAAGAUCGCCACGGCACUACAGAUGUUGUGCAUUACCCGCUGCCACCAAAUAUCAGAGGAUCGCGCGCUCGCUUGACAGACUUGGACAACUUGGAAAUUGAAAUCCUGCACCAACGAGGUGCCUUCUUGUUGCCGCCAAAGCCGCUGUGUGAUGAGUUGGUCGAUGCGUACUUCAAAUGGGUGGCGCCAGUCGUCCCGAUUAUCAACAAGAGUCGUUUUAUGCGUCAUUACCGGGACCCGAAGAACCCGCCUUCGUUACUGUUGCUGCAGGCCAUAUUGCUAGCGGGUUCGAGGGUUUGCACGAACCCUCAGCUAAUGGAUGCGAAUGGCUCGACCACCCCGGCUGCCAUGACCUUUUAUAAGCGGGCGAAGGCGCUGUAUGAUGCUAAUUAUGAGGACGACCGGGUCACUAUUGUGCAGGCUUUGGUACUUUUAGGCUGGUAUUGGGAAGGACCAGAAGAUGUGACCAAGAACGUGUUCUACUGGACCCGAGUCGCGAUGGUGGUCGCUCAAGGUUCAGGAAUGCACCGCAGUGUGGAAACCUCACAGCUCAGUAAACCCGAUAAGAGACUCUGGAAGAGGAUUUGGUGGACGCUUUUCACUCGGGAUCGCUCGGUGGCCGUGGCUUUGGGUCGACCCAUAGGGAUCAACACAGAUGAUUCGGAUGUUGGAAUGGUGACCGAGGAAGACUUCAUCGAGGACGAACUCGAUGUUGCAGCCGAGUAUCCACCAGAUCCGGUGCAUGUCCAGUUCUUCCUGCAAUACGUCAAGUUGUGUGAGAUUAUGGGCCUGGUUCUUUCACAACAAUACUCCGUGGCAUCAAAAUCACGGCGCAUGAAUGCUAUGGACCUCACACACUCCGAUAUGGCUUUGGCCGAUUGGCUGCAGAACUGCCCUAAGGAGGUUUGUUGGCAACGAUCUAAUCACCACUUCUGGGCCGCACUUCUUCAUUCGAAUUAUUAUACUACACUUUGCCUCUUGCAUAGAGCUCAUAUGCCCCCUGCUUCCUCUGCACCCAACAGCUACAGAGUCGAAGAAAUGGCGUACCCUUCGCGCACCAUUGCUUUCCAGGCUGCAGGAAUGAUGACUUCGAUCAUCGAGAACCUACACACCCAUGGAGAGCUACGAUAUACUCCAGCCUUUAUUGUCUACAGUUUAUUCUCCGCCUUGAUCAUGCACGUAUACCAAAUGCGUUCGUCGGUUCCCUCAAUCGUGGCGACAUGUCAAGAACGUAUCAAUGUGUGCAUGGCGGCGCUCAAGGACGUCUCCAAAGUGUGGUUGGUCGCGAAGAUGGUCAACACCCUAUUUGAAUCUAUUCUGGGAAACAAGCUUCUGGAGGAGCGACUUCAAAAAGCGGCAGGUAAAAGGCACCAGCGGCGACCACAUGAAAAUGCGAACACCGCCGCUCAAAAUAGAAGACCAGACCCGCCGAAGCGGAAAUUUGACGAUAUGGAUCUGGGCUUGCCAAAUGGUGGACCGACGCCCCCUGUGUCGUAUGAACGCUCACGUCCACAGACCCCGGCCGUGACCCCGUCUCGGGAAUUGAAUCAGCCCCAACCGGGCCAGACUUCACCUAACAUGCACCGUGGUCCUGCAGACCCCAUCUCUGGAGCCGCCAACUCAAGGAGCAAUACACGGCCAACAACCCCGUUCAACGCUCAGUUCUCUCUCCCCGCCACUCCUCCCGACUUCUUCCUUGUAACCCGUGCUUCGCCCAACCUGUCCCCAUCACUGUGGGAGAACUUUCAACCUGACCAACUCUUCCCCGACGGCACUGCAAUCUUCCCCGAGCUGGCCUCCCCGCCUCCGCCCAUGGAUCCACAUAUGCAGAUUCCUUCAAUGCCCCAGAAUAUGGGCCAGCGUCCCAUGGGUAAUCCGCAGCAGCCGGUCCAUGGACGCAGCAUGUCCGCCUCCCAGGGCAGCCCUCAGAUGAUGUCGGGUGUUCCUGGAGGUAUGGGAAUGCCGGGCCAGCAGCAGAUGUUCGGAAUGGAAGGGCAGACAUGGCCGAUGCAAGGCAUGGAUGGGACGAUGAGUGGUGCCGCGCUGGACGCUGGUAGCCAGGAUAAUGACAACUGGAGCAACAGUUCCCGCAGUGGACCGACUGCGCCGACGACCUUGAAUGUGGAAGACUGGUUUCAAUUCUUCGGUAUCAAUGGCGGAUUCGGCAAUCUGGCUGCAUAG
Penicillium odoratum is the source of this 2796-nucleotide messenger RNA. It is a transcript of the gene farA, whose product is annotated as CeGAL family transcription factor. NCBI's taxonomy places the organism in Eukaryota, Fungi, Ascomycota, Eurotiomycetes, Eurotiales, Aspergillaceae. The record is from RefSeq and is a predicted model, not a curated record. Gene Ontology annotation, biological process: regulation of DNA-templated transcription; DNA-templated transcription. The transcript is spliced from 5 exons. Gene Ontology annotation, molecular function: DNA binding; zinc ion binding; DNA-binding transcription factor activity, RNA polymerase II-specific. Bases 1 to 2796 code for a protein of 931 amino acids.